Molecule: messenger RNA, 2676 nt
Organism: Ochlerotatus camptorhynchus
Lineage: Eukaryota; Metazoa; Arthropoda; Insecta; Diptera; Culicidae
Product: neutral alpha-glucosidase AB-like
Exons: 3
Coding region: 13-2664 (883 amino acids)
Biological process (GO): carbohydrate metabolic process; N-glycan processing
Molecular function (GO): alpha-glucosidase activity; carbohydrate binding
Source: RefSeq, a predicted model, not a curated record
UGUUCAGCCGAGAUGGCUACAAGGCAGGCUUGGAGAUUGAAGUGCUUUGCACUUCUAUUUUUGUUAAAUGGAAUAUGUGCUGUUGAUCAUAGUAUUUUUAAAAAGUGUCACCAAAGUGGAUUCUGUCGUCGUUUUCGUCGUUUUGAAUCGCAGGAGAGCACAUUCCGUUUGGAUAGCCAUUCAUUGAACAUUCAUGACAAUGUAGUGUCGAUGGAUCUUCAAGAUUCGGAAACGAACCAUUGGUAUAUACUGAGUUUGAGCUCGAUCCAUGAAAAGAUUUUCCAUUUUGAAAUCAACGAGAAACAUCCACUAACGGAUCGUUACCGUGUUACAGAUGCCCUAGCUGGAGAAUUGAAUCCUCGAGGCAUUCUUAUAGAGAGCUCAAAUUCCGUGAUAGCAAUUCGUGAUGAUAAUAAGCGCGUGAUUAUUCAAAUCGAACCAUUCCGAAUGGAUUUUUACCAUAAAAACCAGUUAAUGGUAUCUGUGAAUGCAAAGGGAAUGCUACGGUAUGAAUAUUUAAGGGAGAAGCCUGCGAAGCCAGCGGAUGGUGAAUGGGAGGAAGAAUUCAACGGGUUUGUGGAUACUAAGCCAAGAGGACCGGAAUCAUUAGGGGUUGAUUUUACUUUCCAUCAAGCUGAAAUUUUAUUCGGAAUUCCGGAGCAUGCCGAUGAUUUUGUGUUGAAGGAAACUAUUCGACAAGAUAGUGAUCCAUACCGAUUGUACACGUUGGAUACGAAAGACUACGAAGUGGAUAGCAAAAUGGCGUUGUAUGGUGCAAUUCCGGUUUUGUAUUCCCAUGGAGCUUCUGGAAGUUCCGGUAUAUUUUGGCACAACUCAGCUGAAACUUGGAUCGAUGCCUCCUAUGAAGAUGACACCUUCGUGAACAUCUUCUCCGAAAGCGGGAUUCUGGACGCUUUUGUGAUGCUGGGUCCCUCGCCAAUUGAAGCAUUCCAGCAGUACACUUUCUUAACAGGAAAUGCACCUCUUCCACAAAUGUAUACUUUAGGUUACCAUCAGAGUCGUUGGAAUUAUGAUAAUGAUUCGGAUGUCGCCAUGAUAGAUAGCAAAUUUGAAGAAUACGGUAUUCCACUGGACACUAUUUGGUUGGACAUUGAGUACACCGAUGGAAAACGUUACUUUACAUGGGAUCACGAAAAUUUCCCUAAUCCUAUGGAGAUGAUCAGCAACUUGACGAAAAAUUCACGGCAUUUGAUCUUGAUCAUUGAUCCCCACGUUAAAAUAGACAAAGAUUAUUUUUUCCAUCAGGAUUGUACUUCUCGUGAUUAUUAUGUGAAAGAUAGGAACGGCGAGGACUUCAGAGGGCAGUGCUGGCCAGGACCUUCUAGUUAUACCGAUUUCUUCAAUCCUGAUGCCCGGAAAUACUAUGCGGAUCAGUAUCUGUUGGAAAACUUCAAGGAGUCAUCCCUUGUGGUUAACGUGUGGAAUGACAUGAAUGAACCGGCAGUAUUUGAAAAUGUUGAAGUAACCAUGCCCAAGGAUAAUCUACACUAUGGAGGCUGGGAGCACAGAGACGUGCACAAUAUGUACGGUUUCUAUCAUACUAUGGCCACUUACGAUGGACUCACGCGUAGAAACGAAGGUCUGUAUAGACCAUUCGUUUUAACAAGAUCAUUCUUCGCUGGUUCACAAAGAUAUUCAGCAGUGUGGACCGGAGAUAACACGGCUGGCUGGGAUCACCUACGGCUAUCGAUUAAAAUGUGCCUAUCUCUAUCGGUAUCCGGAAUCAGCUUUGUUGGUGCAGAUGUAGGAGGAUUUUUUGAGCAUCCUAGUGCAGAGCUGAUAUCUCGUUGGUAUCAACUAGCUGCAUUUCAACCGUUCUACCGAAGUCAUGCCAAUCAAGAUACACCUCGUCGAGAACCAUGGAUGUGGCCUACGAACGUUCAGAUUGCAACCAGAAAUUCUAUUCAAAAACGUUACAGUAUGUUGCCAUUCUGGUACACCUCAUUCUUUGAACAUGAACGCAAUGGAGCUCCUAUCAUGCGGCCUAUGUUGACUCAGUAUCCAAAUGAUCCAGUCACGUUCAGAAUUGAAAGUCAAUACCUUCUGGGUGAUCAGUAUCUUGUAGCUCCGGUUUUAUACCCCGGCCAAACGAGUGUUAACGUUUAUUUUCCAUUGAAAGAAGACGGACGUUCCGAUCUGUGGUACGAUAUAGAUGAUUUCCAACUUUACAAAAAUUCUGGGUUUGUGUCGAUACCGGUUGAUGAGCUGAAAAUUCCGGUCUUCCAAAGGGGUGGAACAAUCAUUCCAAUAAAAAGAAUCGCUCGUAAAUCGAGUAUGCUGAUGAGAAGCGAUCCAUACACAUUAGUAGUUGCAUUGAAUUGUGAUGGCUAUGCAACGGGAACUUUGUAUGUCGAUGACGAGGAAAGUAUGGAGUAUCGCAAUGGGAAAUAUCUUUACAAACAAUUUGAGUUCAAAAAUAACACACUCUACUCAAGAACGAUUGAUGUUACUGCAUCAUAUGACACUGAUACAAAGAUUGGUUCUGUGAUCAUCAUAGGAAUUGACAACUUGGUAUCAUCAGUCAAUGUAUACUCGAAGGGUCGAGAUAACAGAAUCACUCAUUUUUCUAUGGAUCGAACGACGCUUGCAGUGGAAAACAUAUUGCUGUCAGUUGACGAUGAUUGGAGAUUAGAGUUGAACUAAGAGCUGAUAAUG